AGGCAUUCGAUCAUCUCACCCACUGCCCCAUCCCUUCCGCAUCCACAACGCUUUCUCCUGAAGAGCGCGUACCGAAGAAGCGCAGAGCAGUUGCUAGAGAUCGUCGAUCUGGAACAGUGGGGGUUGUAUCUCAGUGAAGCAUUGUGAGUAAUUUAAGUAGCGAGUGGAGAAUUGGUGCCAGUCAUUGUGGCAAUUGGCCGUGACGCAGAGGUGCGAGAGGCAAAGAAAUUGAGAACCGGAGAGGGAGAGCAGUUUAUAAAGAGGAGCGGCUUGUCCUGAAGACAGAAGUCGUCAAUUGAGGUGGAGUGGAAAGAUCUGAAGAGUCCUGAGGGCAGUGGAUAGUGUACAGUGUCGUCCGUUGUGCAGGUCUUUGUCCGGGAUAAGCGGAGUAGUAGUUGGAAGUGCCUGUUUUGUUCGAGCGUUUGUUUGACGGCGAAGUGUGUUUUCUAAUCGGUCCGCGAUGGUGGUACAGACUGCAAUUAUGUCGACUCUGAACCCGAAUGCUCCUUUGUUCAUUCCCGCUUCCUUCAUGGCUGCGGAAGAUUUCUCACCCGAGUGGUGGAGGCUCGUGGAGACCUGUCCCGCAUUCCGGGAUUAUUGGCUGAGAGAGCGAUUCGAGAGUGGAGACCCUUACGACGGUCCCACCGAAGAAGACGAGUUCGAUGCGAUCGACGAUCUGCUGGACAUUCAGAACCAGAUUCAGUUUGAUGGACUCGACAUAGCUGACGAUCUGGCCCACCACAAGCAAGACAAUGGAUGUUACGUUCCCCUGGAGCGUUGGCAGGCGACUUACAGUUUGGCUGCAUAAAGUUUUCCCCGUCCAGCAUAGGCCUGAAUCGUGAUGUAGAUAAGGAUGUGGUCAGCGCUUUCAUUGGGCUUGAUGUCAACUCGAUCAAGUCUCACAUGAUGUGGCGUGAGCCUCUUAAGCACCACGACAAGGUAGCAAGCAAGGCGUUGAAGAGCCCACGAAAAGGCGCUAUGCAUCGAAUUCAGCAGCCCCGCGCCUGAAUGGAACACAACAUGGGGAUAUCAAACUGAUAUGUGCGGAUUCUUGUAGAUUGAUAGGAUGGCAAUUGCUGAUCACCUACUCCUGCAGAGGUCAAUUGGCUUCCCGUGGGGUAUUUUCGGUGUCACCAUUGACCCACACUAAACUUUAUCGCCAUGUAGAUUCUUAUGUGUAGAUUCGGUGUAAAUUUCUGUACCCUAAAACUGUCAAGUCUCUUGUGGAUAGAGUUCGAGACAACGUAGUGAGAAAACAAAAAAGGCCUCUUGUAUUUGAUCUAUCUGGCAUGUAGUCAGCGGAAUUAAAAUUGUCUGAUCUCAGGAUAAGGAUAAAUUCUUCAG
Marchantia polymorpha subsp. ruderalis is the source of this 1344-nucleotide messenger RNA. The record is from the annotation of a GenBank genome assembly. Lineage: Eukaryota; Viridiplantae; Streptophyta; Marchantiopsida; Marchantiales; Marchantiaceae.